Messenger RNA from Cotesia glomerata, 1356 nucleotides. Its product is annotated as gametocyte-specific factor 1 homolog. The record is from RefSeq and is a predicted model, not a curated record. The coding region runs from base 169 to 996 and encodes 275 amino acids. Lineage: Eukaryota; Metazoa; Arthropoda; Insecta; Hymenoptera; Braconidae. The transcript has 4 exons.
UUUCGACAUAGACUUUAGGCAUUCCCAAGCUUUCAGUGCUGCAGUGCGAGAGUUGGUCUGCUUGGAGAAGCACGCUUACUUUUCUUUUAACACUCCGUAAAUUUUACUAUUUUAUAAAUUCGAGUUUUAGUUUUUUUUGACUUUCAAAUCCAAAAAUAUUCAACAAAAAUGGACGCAGCAUAUGAAGAUCCGAUGGUAUCGUGUCCAAUUGACGAUGCUCAUCGAAUUUUGAAGUCAAAGUUGCAGAAACAUCUAAUUAAGUGUUUAAAGGCUAAUGGCCUAGUAGAUAAAAUGAUAUGCCAUUACAACUCUUUGCAUAUAAUUAAUAUUAACGAGGAAAAGAAACACCUGUCGGAGUGUGAGAGCUAUGCGAAGAUUUUUGUUGUGAGUACUGAGAUAGCGGAAAAACCCAACUACUCUGGAGUAGUUCCUUUCGAUGAUGCUGUAGAUCAAGUGACGAGGGCUCUCGAAGCUAUUGGUACAUCUAACCAAGAAGAGAAAAUAUGUUUUAUCGACGGCCCGGCGUACAAUCCUGAAGAAGCUAAAAUUCAUGAACCAGUGUUCCGGUCAAUGAAUGGUGAAGCCAAGUCCGCGAGAAAGAACUUCCGUAGAAAAGAAGUUAUGAGACAUGCUGCUCUAGAAGCUAGACAAACGACUGAAAUGCAAAAUGGCGGUCGUCGAUCAAACAAGGCUCAACUCGAGAAUACGCAUCGACCAACCGCACUUGAAGAUAAGGGUAUCGAAGACGAUACUCCUGAAGACGGAAGCAUUUAUCAAGGAUUGCCUGUAAAUAUAUCCACUGAACACGAAAUUUUCGAAGACUCAGGUAAAGGUUGGAACGUAAGUGGAGCUGAAGAUGAUGACAGUGGUGCAAUCGCAUCCCCGGUAAGAAGUAAUAAAUCUGCUGACUUGGAUACUUCUAUUAAAUCCAAAGAAAAACUUAUUGAAGACACUAAAACUGAGACGGACUAUUUUCUGGAAGAAGCAGAUUAUUAAAACACUACCUCUAGACUACUUAAAAAAUAUAACGUAGGUGAUGUUUAAUUAAUUUUAUAUAAUAGUCAAUAAUCAACUGACAAGCAGUUUUUAAUUAAUUUAUAUUGUUUUAUUUGUUUAAAUAGAAGGGAAAUAAUUCAUAUAUUGCUAUGUUUUAUACCCUAAAGAUACUUACAUAUAUUUCUUAACUCCCAAUUAUUGUAUUAUAACCUAAUUUAAUAUUUAGCAAGUUUUUUUAUUGUGCUUUUAAUAAUGUCUUAAGCAGCAUAUAUUAAAAUUCUAUUUUUUGACACGAUAUUAAAAAAAAUUAAAUGUUUGUCUAAUUAAUAUUGACUUGAAAUGAAUGAAUGAUCUUUUACA